AUAAGGCAAACUAUCAAGUAGAAUCAGAAAAACGGAAACAGACCGAUCGUACGGGCCGCAGUAUCGUCUUCCUCUCGUUCUUUCUCAAUUAAAAUAAUCUACAUUACUUAUAUUUCGGUGAAAACCGAUACAUUGGAAUAAAGACACUCGCAUUACUAGUGUUACGCUUUGUGACGAACUUGCUUUUCGUUCUGCAAAUUGAAACUAUUACCUUGCUGUCACCGAAAUGGCAAGACACGCUCCUUGGACGACCAUGAUCUUUGCUACAAUAAUCGUUGCCUCUUUACUUGGAUUAAUCGUCGAAACCGCGGCGACGAUAGCUCAACCAAAGGCACCUAAUUUUCAGUAUUUUGAACGGCCUAAAUAUCGCUACCCAUACUAUGAUGAAAAUGGCAGGGGAAAAUUACUCUAUGGUUAUGGAGGACCAGAUCUGUAUCAAUACAAAACUUUCAGUGCCCUUGAGGGAAUUCAUUAAGAUAAGGAGUAUUAAAUUGCGCUAUUAAGACAUCUAGUUAAUAAUCAUUCUAUGAGUUGUGAUUAUUAUCAUAUAGGGUGAUCGUUUGUGAAAUGACAUAUAGUACAUACACGAUUUUGCUUCGGAUUACAAGAAAAUGAUUACAUAUAUUCUAUGUUGCACAAUAAUAACAUACAAUAUGUAACUUUUAAUACUUUCAUUAUAUCCUUACAUCUUUUCUUGUUAUCAGAAACACAUCGAGUCACGCUAUGGAAUUAAGGAACAUUACAAGAUCAUUUAUUCUCCCAAUCAUAACCAAUUGUAUUUUUAAAUGCAAUCAAUCGAUAUGCUUAAUUACGUUGUAAACAUGUAAAUAUUAUGUUUCUUCGCCGCGGGUUAUGAAUCCUUUUGUUCGACAAUACGAGUUCGCGAAAGUAGAAAUGAGUCUAUGUAUUUAUCUCUAAAGACAAAUUACUUCGUUAGUCAGAUGAAUGAAAAAAUGUAUUAGACAUUAGAAUAUUAUAAAUCGAUGCAGAAAUUACUACAAA
This is a messenger RNA of Bombus pyrosoma, 1002 nucleotides long. RefSeq lists its product as uncharacterized. Lineage: Eukaryota; Metazoa; Arthropoda; Insecta; Hymenoptera; Apidae. The coding region runs from base 227 to 475 and encodes 82 amino acids. The transcript has 3 exons. The record is from RefSeq and is a predicted model, not a curated record.